Eupeodes corollae is the source of this 789-nucleotide messenger RNA. RefSeq names its product trafficking protein particle complex subunit 5 (gene Trs31). Bases 121 to 705 code for a protein of 194 amino acids. Gene Ontology annotation, cellular component: TRAPPI protein complex; TRAPPIII protein complex; TRAPPII protein complex. The record is from RefSeq and is a predicted model, not a curated record. Gene Ontology annotation, biological process: endoplasmic reticulum to Golgi vesicle-mediated transport. Lineage: Eukaryota; Metazoa; Arthropoda; Insecta; Diptera; Syrphidae. The transcript is spliced from 4 exons.
CAUCAUUUGGAAUUUGUUUACUUUUAUCAAAACAAUUCAACUUUACUCCCAGCAGAAAAUUAACUUUUGUUAAUAUUUCUUAGCAUUUAAUAAUAAAUAAAGGUUUUAAGCAAUCGAAUAAUGGAAAAACUUGAAGCAUUAAAAAUCUCAUCUAUGCGCCCGAGAACUAAUAUCCUGGAUCGCCCACUGGCCAAGGGAAAAACAGAAGUUUCCCAAAGCAUUGUAGCUCUGUUGUUUAGUGAAAUUGUGCAAUAUUGCCAAAGUCGUGUGUACACUGUUCCUGAAUUACAAACAAAAUUACAUGAAAUGGGACAAGAUGUUGGAACUCGGGUAAUAGACAUCUACUUUGUACGAGAAAGGGGAUCGAAGCGAGAGACAAAACUGACACAAAUGCUUUUGUUUGUUAAGACAACUUUAUGGAAGAAUCUCUUUGGCAAGGAAGCAGAGAAACUAGAACACGCAAACGAAGAUGAACGCACUUACUAUAUCAUUGAAAAGGAUCCAUUGGUCAAUGCAUUCAUAAGUGUGCCUAAAGACAAAGGCUCCUUGAACUGCGCCAACUUCACAGCUGGAAUUGUAGAAGCCGUUCUGACACACUGUGGAUUUCCAUGCAAGGUGACAGCACAUUGGCAUAAAGGAACUACUUACAUGGUGAAGUUUGAGGACUAUGUCAUAGCUAGGGACAAACAAUUGGAAGACAAGUAAAACACUCAACAAAAGAAGCAUUCUUCAUAACCAAUCUUUAUUUGUAUUGAUAUUCUUUAAAAAUAAAUACACCCACAAACUUAA